Messenger RNA from Mangifera indica (mango), 3383 nucleotides. RefSeq names its product probably inactive leucine-rich repeat receptor-like protein kinase At3g28040. Gene Ontology annotation, molecular function: protein kinase activity; ATP binding; protein binding. NCBI's taxonomy places the organism in Eukaryota, Viridiplantae, Streptophyta, Magnoliopsida, Sapindales, Anacardiaceae. Bases 145 to 3174 code for a protein of 1009 amino acids. The transcript is spliced from 2 exons. The record is from RefSeq and is a predicted model, not a curated record. Gene Ontology annotation, biological process: protein phosphorylation. Gene Ontology annotation, cellular component: plasma membrane.
ACCACUGUCCUAUCACAUCUUUUUCAAGUUGCCUUCUGCAGAAUCUGAACUUCAUUCCCUUCAUAUCUUCAAUUUCUUAAUCAUAUGGUUUCCCUUCUCAUGUUAUAAAAUAUUUUCAUAACAAGCACUGGAAAAAAGUAAAGAAUGAUGAAAAUGCGUCAGUUUGAUGUUAAACUGGUCGUAUAUUUUCUUCUUUUCAUGGCUUCAGGCUACUGCAUGGACAACGAUGAUGCUUCUAUUCAACUAAACGAUGAUGUUUUAGGCCUCAUUGUUUUCAAGUCAGAGCUUAAAGACCCUUCUGCGUUUCUUGAAUCUUGGAAUGAAGAUGAUAACUCUCCAUGUUCAUGGCGAUUCAUACAGUGCAAUCCAUUAAAUGGCCGUGUGUCUCAAGUUUCUCUUGAUAGCUUGGGAUUAUCAGGAAAAAUCGGAAGAGGGCUUCAAAAAUUGCAGCAUUUGAAGGUACUUUCACUUUCGCAUAACAAUUUUAGUGGCAAUAUCAGUCCUGAACUUGGCCUCAUCAGUAGCCUCGAAAGACUUAAUUUGAGCUUCAAUAGUCUCUCAGGCCUUAUUCCUUCAACGCUUGUGAAUUCCACUUCAAUAAAGUUCUUAGAUCUUUCUGAGAACUCUCUCUCAGGUCCACUUCCUGACGAUCUAUUUGCUGAAUGUUUAUCACUGCGUUAUCUUUCUUUGGCUGGUAAUAAUCUCGAAGGACCACUUUCUAGUAGUCUCUCUAGAUGUUCAUCGUUAAACACUCUCAAUCUUUCAGCCAAUCAUUUCUCCGGUGAACCGGAUUUCGCUUCACGGAUAUGGUCAUUAAAAAGGCUCAGGACUUUGGAUCUUUCCAACAAUGCCUUUUCAGGCUCAAUUCCUGAAGGAGUGCUGAUUCUUCAUAACCUGAAAGAGUUACAACUGAAGGGUAAUAAGUUUUCAGGACCUCUACCAAAAGAUAUUGGAUUCUGCCCGCAUUUGAACAGGUUGGAUUUGAGCAAUAAUCUUUUAAUUGGAGAAUUGCCAGAGUCUUUUGGGAUGCUGAAUGCUUUGAGCUUUAUCAAUGUAUCAAGUAAUAUGUUGAGAGGGGAUUUACCUCAGUGGAUUGGUAAUAUAAGUUCUCUGGAAUUUGUUGAUUUCUCCAACAAUGGUUUGACAGGAAGCCUCCCUUCUUCAAUGGCUAACUUGAAGUCACUUAAAUACUUGAGUUUGUCUAAUAAUAAGUUAACAGGAAAAAUUUCAAGCUCAUUUGCUGAAUGUACAAAGUUAUCAGUGAUUAGUUUGAGGGGAAAUAGCUUUAAUGGUAGCAUGCCGGAGGGUUUGUUUAAUUUGGGAUUGGAAGUGGUAGAUUUUUCAGAAAAUGAACUGAUGGGUACCAUACCACCUGGAUCAAGUAAACUCUUCGAAUCUUUACAGAUACUUGAUUUGUCAAGUAAUAAUCUUGCUGGAAGUAUUCCUGCAGAAAUGGGUCUUUUUGCUAAUUUGAGAUACUUGAAUUUAUCAUGGAAUCAUCUUCACUCAAGGAUACCCCCAGAGCUUGGAUACUUUCAGAACCUGACGGAGUUAGACCUUCGAAACAAUGACUUGUAUGGUUCAAUUCCUGAAGAUAUAUGUGAAUCUGCAAGUUUAGGAAUUCUUCAGUUGGAUGGCAAUUCAUUGGCAGGUCCAAUUCCUGAAGAGAUUGGAAAUUGCUCAUCCCUCUAUUUGUUGAGCUUUUCACACAAUAACUUAAGUGGGUCUAUCCCAAAAUCCAUUUCAAAAUUGAAUAAGCUGAAGAUUCUGAAGUUGGAGUUUAAUGAGCUAAGCGGAGAGAUACCACAAGAGUUAGGAAAAUUGGAAAAUCUUCUGGCUGUAAAUGUGUCAUAUAACAGACUCAUAGGAAGGCUUCCUGUUGCUGGUGUAUUUCCGACCUUGGAUCAAAGUGCAUUGCAGGGAAAUUUAGGCCUCUGCUCUCCAUUGCUAAAGGGACCUUGUAAAAUGAAUGUUCCAAAGCCUCUUGUUCUGAACCCAAAUGAAUAUACUGAUCAAACUGAUGGUCAUAGGCCAAGAACUGAAUCCUCAAAUCAGAAAUCGGGUCGGCAUAUGUUCCUUACUGUUUCUGCAAUUGUUGCGAUUUCAGCAGCUGCUAUAAUUGCAUUUGGAGUGGUAGUAAUUAGUCUCUUAAAUGUAUCAGCCAGAAGGAAACUUGCCUUUGUUGAUACUGCCCUGGAAAGCAUGUGCUCAAGCUCUUCAAAGUCCGGUAGUAUUUCUGCCGGUAAGCUUGUUUUGUUCGAUACAAGAUCAUCACCGGAUUGGAUCAUCAGCAACCCUGAAGCCAUCCUGAAAAAGGCAGCAGAGAUUGGAGAAGGAGUCUUCGGUACUGUAUACAGGAUCCCAUUGGGCACACAAGGAAGAAUAGUAGCAAUCAAAAAGCUUGUUACACCAAACAUAAUUCAACAUCCUGAAGACUUCGAACGAGAGGUUCGAGUACUGGGAAAAGCAAGGCACCCGAAUUUGAUAUCCCUGGAAGGCUACUAUUGGACACCUCAAUUACAACUUCUAGUCUCAGACUAUGCACCAAAUGGUAGCUUGCAAGCCAAGCUUCAUGAAAGGCUCCCUUCAACUCCACCUCUUUCUUGGGCGGACAGAUUCAAAGUAAUACUUGGAACAGCUAAAGGACUUGCUCAUCUGCAUCACUCUUUCCGUCCGCCUAUAAUUCACUACAACAUCAAACCCAGCAAUAUCUUGCUAGAUGAUAACCUCAACCCCAAGAUUUCAGACUUUGGCCUGGCGAGAUUGUUGACAAAGUUGGAUAAACAUGUGAUGAGCAAUAGGUUUCAGAGUGCAGUAGGGUAUGUUGCACCAGAAUUGACAUGCCAGAGCCUGAGAGUGAAUGAGAAAUGUGACGUUUAUGGAUUUGGGGUGCUGAUACUUGAGGUGGUGACAGGGAGGAGAGCGGUUGAAUAUGGAGAGGACAAUGUGGUGAUAUUAAGUGACCAUGUGAGAGUAAUGUUAGAGCAAGGGAAUGCAUCUGAAUGUGUGGAUUCAGGCAUGGGAGAGUAUCCAGAAGAUGAGGUAUUGCCGGUGCUCAAAUUAGCCCUGGUUUGCACUUCUCAAGUGCCUUCAAGCAGGCCUUCCAUGGAUGAAAUCCUACAAAUUUUGCAAGUCAUCAAGACCGCACUACCUGAAAGAAUGGAAAUGUUCUGAGGACUUAUUUCUUAAUUUGAUUUGUUGAAAUUAUCUUUAUUUUUGUUCAGUUUGAUGUGUUGUACUCUACUUCGCAGUAUAUUUAAACUUUGAUGGAAUCGACAGUUUGUUUUUCAAAAAAUUUUUAUUGCACAACUUUAGAAAUGCUCGAGAAAUCUUAUAAAGAGCAACGAGACUAUGUAAUUCAAUUAAUAUGAAGCAUUAAUUUA